This is a messenger RNA of Acanthaster planci (crown-of-thorns starfish), 5237 nucleotides long. RefSeq names its product pentatricopeptide repeat domain 1 (gene ptcd1). Gene Ontology annotation, biological process: tRNA 3'-end processing. NCBI's taxonomy places the organism in Eukaryota, Metazoa, Echinodermata, Asteroidea, Valvatida, Acanthasteridae. The record is from RefSeq and is a predicted model, not a curated record. Gene Ontology annotation, molecular function: protein binding; tRNA binding. Gene Ontology annotation, cellular component: mitochondrial matrix.
UUUUACAAGAUGGCAGCGUUCUUGUGAACUCAUGUGACAAUCUGCGAUCCGUUGCACGCAACAUGUGUUAAUAUUUUACCUGUUGACCUCGUUACACUUACACUUAAGGCGCAGCGCUGAGCUUUGUUGUUCAGACCAGGAAGAAAUACAGUAUCUAAGAAGUUUACUACAGGAGAAAUGCGAAUGUGCAUCUACAUGUACAUAAGAAAGCAGAUCUCAAUUUCAAAUUUACACACUGUAACUUGAGGAUUUUUUUUAGUGUGAUCUACUGUGAUUGGUGUAAACACAAUGGAACUCUUCCCAGCUGUGUUGUCCUUGCAGGGGCAGAAACUAAUAACGCCUUUCAGGCUUCCAAGAUUUGUCAUGAACAAAAAGCCAUCCGCUACUCUGUCACACCUCCCAAGGUUCUUUCAAAAGGAUGAUGACAUACUAAGAACUUCAGGCCCUCGGCUAACCUCAGCAAGGACGCUGGCCUCAUAUCCGAGUCCUCGUUGGGCACCCUGCUUUUCUGUCAGUUCUCUGCCAUCUCAAUGCCGACCUGUAUCAUCCAUUCUGACUGUGUGUCAGACAACAUAUUUCCCGUCGCCUCCAUUUUCACCCAAAGUGUGGUUUUCUCAGAGCAGCGAAUCACUACAUCCUUCAAGCAGAACAGAUGAGGAGAAGGAGCGGGUCAUGCUAAGUGAGUACGGAAGGACAUAUUCGGCAACCAAGAGGUACACUGAAAGGAGAUCAGCAGAGCAGGAAUCUGAUGAUGAAGUGAUGGCUCAGGAAAAGCUUGACGACUUGUCACCAGAAGACACGUUUGGUACCCUGACCAAUAAGUAUGAAAAGAAGUUUCGUGUAGAAGGAGACCCUUAUGACAUUGAGGUAGAUAGUGAUGAUGAUGGGACUGGAGACCAGAGAGCCAUGCCACCAGGCAGGCGCAACACCCCAAUCUGGUAUGGUAACCAGAUGAAGAGACUAGUCAAGGAAGGAAAGUUGAUGGAAGCCAUUGAUAUGCUAGAAAUCCGCAUGUUGAAAGAAGACCGAGUUCAGCCAACUGAGUUUAACUACAAUGUGCUGAUUGGGGCUUGUGGGAGAGAAGGAUACACCAAGAAAGCAUUUAAGCUGUACAAUCAGAUGAAACAGCGAGGCCUGACACCCUCAGAGGUCACCUUCACAGCUCUCUUCAAUGCCUGCGCCGAGUCCCCAUGGCCGCUGACCGACGGACUGACCAGGCUUCGCCACCUCCACUCCCAGCUCCAGGAGAAAGGCAUCACGGUGAACCAGAUUACCCACCACGCCAUGAUCAAGGCCUACGCCAAGUGUGGCGACCUCCCAGUGGCCUUUGACCUAUUUCGUGACCUGUUGUCAUCAGGCACCGAACUGACCUCGGAGAGUUUUGCCUUCCUGCUGUUUGCGUGUGCGAGUGAUAAGCAGAGAGGAUUAGUUUAUGCGAUUGAGGCUUGGCGUCAGAUGCUUCAACGGGGUAUCAAGCCUGACAUCUACACAUACAAUCUCUUACUAAGAAUCACACGAGAUUGUGGAAUAGGGGAUCUAGAGUUUGCCACUCGUAUACUUCUUAAUCACAUGGCAGAAGGACACCCUGAAAUGCUCCCUAACCCUGGAAAGACAGGCAGGAAAGCCUAUUGGCAGAGAUCAUCCCAAACUGGAGUACAAAGGUCACAAGGUCAUACCACGGAGGAAAUGAUAGAACUGACCCCGCUUGAAGUUAAGCAUGAUGCCAGUUUAGAUGUUGAUAACAAGGCGACGUUGAAUCCUGUCGGUCAGUUUGGAGGUGCUGAUCAAACCUUGGUUCCCCAGGAACCGCUUCCAAACCUCUUGGACCUGUCAGCAGAUAUCAGUCGAGUCCAGUCUCUGGCUAAUGUCUCUACUUCCCCAGAUCGCCUGGCCCUCCUAGGUGGUGCAAGAGGCGUCCUGGACAGCAUGAAGGAGCAUGGUGUGAUCCCCAAUGUCAAGACAUUGACGCUGAUGAUGGAGAGCCUUCCCAUGACCACCGAGGAUGAGGAAAGACUCCUUGAAGUGGUAGAAGAGUACAAAGUCAAGGUUGAUGUUGACUUCUACAAUGCUAUCAUCCGAAGGAGGUCUCGAAGGGCUGAUCUAGAAGCUGCCAAGGCCAUACUCCCUCUGAUUCAGCAGAAGGGCUUGUUUCCCAACCUGCGGACAUUUGUCAACUUGGCCUGCGAAUGUGUCAAGCCCAAAGAUGGAAUUCAGCUGUUGAAAGACAUGAAGGAGGCAGGUCUCAAACCAACAGUGCAUGUUUAUGGAGCAUUAAUCACAGCAGCAGCAAGGAGACAAGAUUAUUGGUACCAGACCGAACUUCUAAAAUGCAUGGAAAAGGACAAGGUGUCACCCAAUGAGCAAAUUCUUGAGAAAUUGGAAACCAUGGCAGCCUUUGGUCAGAACCCUUCAAAGAGUGGACUGAGUAAACGUCAAGCCAGCAAGCAAGCCAAACUGAAUCUUUUCCGGGGUUUCUACACCCGGUGGCUGGAUAGGAUGGGAGUUGAAGAGAAAUCACACCCAUGGAAAAAGUUUUACAGACCCAGGGCGAGUCCUGCCUCCCUUGAGUCGUAGGAAUGAAAACCAGCAAUUAAACCGGUGCUAUGGCAACGUGCCCACCCUGCUGCAGGACACAGCUGGUUGUGACAGCAAGACAUCUUUACUUAUUCGGCGGUUCAUCAGUCACUGCACUAUAACUGGCCUAGGAAGGCGAGGGCUAUCCGUAGAGGCAAUUAAUCUGCCCCUGAGUGGAUGAUGCCAGAAGAGGAAAUGAUUGGAGUUUGAAGCGACAGCUGUCACCCAGCCUUUGAAGCGGGAGAAAUUGCCCGACAGUUAUUUGUGGAAGUAGUUUAAAUAGUGUUAAAGAUGAGUCCCUAAAAGACAGCUCCAAAAAUUGCUGCGAUAAGAAUUUUCUGUGACAUGAACAAAAGAUCUAUUCCCUGCUUAAUGUUGAUACAGGUGUAUCUAGAAAAUGUAGCAAGGGGCUGAUAGUUGAAACAGAAAUGCCCAACGAAACCGUUACCUGUACCAGUUUGCUAUACUUCAAGAAAUGCAUGUGCCUUAGACAAGCCUUUUAUUUUAACAAGCAAAAUUUUGUCAUAGUUUUGUUAAUGCAUCUCAAUUAUACGCAAUUGAAAUGCAUCUUACAACAUGAUGUUAUCUUUGACAUUUGAUGGAUUCGCAAAGAAAGUGGAUACUUUCCGAAUCAUCGCACAUUUGAAAUGGCGUUCCUACAAGGAGUUGUUCUCAAUUAUAUACCGCAUGCAUGUAAUAUCACACUUCUCUUUUCUGCCACUAGUUGGCCUUUGUGAAAAACAAUUUCACUCUCUCGUCUGUGUAUUAAACCAUUAGAAAGUCCUUUCUGUGUGAUUAAACACGGCGAAAUUCUAUUAACCAUUAUUUCUGAAAUCAGAAAGCUUUGUCUUUGUAAUAUUUCUGAUGCUUUAGGGCGUUUUUUCUAUAUUUCUCCUAAUGCUGCAGUGCAAGCAAUCCACGUACUAUUGUGCAGAAGUGUUCAAACGUGAAUUGGUUGGAUUCCCUAUUUAUUCCUCCGCACCACACUGUUGUGGUGCAGGGAUUUUAAUUUGUAUCCGCUACCCCUAAAGUACUUGACCAACCAAUACAUGUACCUGAAUUUUAUUUUCCAACUUUUUGAGGUGUGUUGUUCCGUCACGCGUCAAUCGCCACACAACCUGUUUCUGAAUGUUCUUAGAAUGGCUGAUUCUUCAGUAGGGUCUAUAGGCCUAUACGGCCGAGUGUUCGAUGUUAGAUGUCAUGUCAAUGAACCUGGCUUGUGUCAUCAAGGAUUAUCAGGGAUAACUUCAUUUCCUGAUAAAACUUGGUUUGAAGUGACAUUUUCCACUACAUUUUAUAGCUUGUUCUGUAAAAUUGCAGAUAUGUAAAAUCCCGAUUUUUUGGCACAGCUUGUUUCCUCUUUGACCUACUCGAUUUCCUGUACCUGAAAAUUCGAAACACCGCUUUACCAAAAAUCAUUUUCUUUGCUCGAAGUUAUUUCCAUUUACCUUCCAACCCACGGGCACUGUCAAUCAAGAUCCACUUUUAGUCAUGCAUGAAUGUCUGCCAUUAUCACUUUGGUCCGCUGAAUACAUGUACUAUCUUGAUGUCUCACAAUUGGUCAUGUUGGUCAAUCUAUGGAUGUUCUGUGUGCCUCAGGCUAAGGUAUAUUCCAGGCAACUUCAGACUUCAGGUUUUAUCUUUGCUAAGUCCUUUUGGAAUUUUAGGAGACCAGAUGAUGUUAUUGGCUUAUAAAGCGAUUUAACGUACAUAAAAAUUGUCAACAUACAUGUAGUUAAAUUUGUUGGACUUGGGUUAUUGGAUCGAUGCGUGCUUUAAUGUAUCCUUUACAAAUCGUUCAGAUUAUUUUUGGUCAUAUGCGCGGUAAGCUGUCUUUAAGCACGUCAUGUUAUCAAAUUGUUAAUCACCAUGGUAACCCCAUACGGCGUGUCGCCAAUUCUCGCCAAGUCGGAAUCGGGAAACACGGCCCGUAUGCAUAUGACGGUGGCAUAUUGAAUUUGAACGAAAGAGUUUGUUCCCGGGCCCUUUCCAUUUCUCGGAUUUACGCAGACAGGUUUACGUUUCGGAAUGAUUACUUUCACUGAAUACUUACCCUGAAAGAGUUAUGCGUCAUUCGAGUCUUGAUUUUGAGCUUCUAAAUUAUUGAAAAUACCAAAAUUCUUUGCCACAGCCUCCUGUAAAAGAUGUCUUUGAGAAGCCUACUAAAAGCUAAGAGUGAUUCUGUAUUGUGUUGACGAUUGGAUUUCUUCAUAAAUUUUCAAGUGGACGUAGACUAAUGUGCGAUAAUCAUUCCAGCAAGAACUGCAGUGUCUUAUAUUUGGCUUUUCCAGACUGUAUUUUAAUUUUCUUGAACUUGGUCGAAGAUGUCCGACAGAUCAUGCCAAAUAGGUGUGCUUUUUGGGGCUUGUUAACCCCCACCCGUAAAAAAAGAAUUGCCACCCCUCCACCAAGAGAAAUUUGGACUGUUUUGAAAAGCGCCAGCUGAUGAAGUGAUUUCAAAUAAUGGGGUAUUUAGUGUCUGAGCGCGCGGUAGUCACCCGUGAUCAGUGGCGGGGACAAAAUCAGUGAAAUAUUAUACUUCUGGUCAUUACGGGAGCAAUCGUAUAGUUCAAGUGACUGCACGGCUGACAUCGGGAAAAUAACAGUCCAGACGGCAGCAGAUGGCUGAAUUCCCAUGAAUUAAAGUAGCAGGAGCGGGAAAA